AUGGCAGCUGAAGUUUCUAACUGGCUUCAAUCAAGCCCCGAGUCAUUAUCUAAACCUACUGAAAGCGACUACAUCGAACCCCAUGCUCUUGUUGACUCUCUUGAAACAGCCCCUGAUAGUAUUGCCAUUAUCGAUCUGCGCAAAAAUGAUUUUGUUGAUGGGAAAAUAAAAGGUGCAUUUAACAUUCCUGCUCAAAGUAUUAACAAUAGUGUUGACGAUCUAUAUGACUUGUUUGAAAAGGCAGAUAAAGAGGUUCUAGUUAUUCACUGUGCUAGUUCACGAAAUAGAGCUACACGUGUGUGGGGAUGGUUCGAAGAUUAUAAAAGGUCUAAGGGUUCAGGUCCACAAGUUGUAAUCCUUAAAGGUGGUUUUAAUGCUUUUAAAGACUUGGAAAAUUCAAACGAAUGGAUUAGCUCUUAA
This is a messenger RNA of Magnusiomyces paraingens, 420 nucleotides long. RefSeq lists its product as uncharacterized. The transcript has a single exon. Gene Ontology annotation, cellular component: cytoplasm; nucleus. NCBI's taxonomy places the organism in Eukaryota, Fungi, Ascomycota, Dipodascomycetes, Dipodascales, Dipodascaceae. Gene Ontology annotation, molecular function: protein tyrosine phosphatase activity. Bases 1 to 420 code for a protein of 139 amino acids. The record is from RefSeq and is a predicted model, not a curated record.